This is a messenger RNA of Podospora pseudopauciseta, 1183 nucleotides long. RefSeq lists its product as uncharacterized. Bases 437 to 1183 code for a protein of 248 amino acids. The record is from RefSeq and is a predicted model, not a curated record. NCBI's taxonomy places the organism in Eukaryota, Fungi, Ascomycota, Sordariomycetes, Sordariales, Podosporaceae. The transcript has 2 exons.
GCACAGUACCGUACGGGAACCAGGAACCAACAGGUUAGGCAGCACUGGACGAGGCUCGAUCACGACGUACCACCAAAAGACGAGACCGAAACAUCACCCUCCCUGCAUGAACUAGUUUGGUGAAAUUGCGUGCUCCUUCUAUACCUAGGUAUAUAAGGCCCCUUCCUUCGCCUUGUACUUUUCUCAUUUGUCCUCAUAUCCUUCUUCCUCGUCAGCCACAAAUAAUCCUCUCAAACUGAAGUUCUCAACCCUCCUCGCCAUCAGCAGUGCUGCUCUCGUCUCUGCCACUGACGAAGGCAACGGACUCACUCUCCCCACUUCGACCGAUGCGAAUCAGUUUGUCUCGGCGGUCUACUCACCAUCCCCCGUCCCCUCCGAGGUAUCGCCAUUCAUCACGCCGCUGGCCACAACGUGGUACAAGGUCCAGAGCUCCUUUAUGCACAACCCCAAAUACCCUUCCUUCACUUCGGAUAUCGUUUCGGCAAUCACCCAUGCCCCCGAUUCCGAGGCUUUGCUGCAGGCUAUGUUGACUGGUGGGGAGUGGAACAGGAACCAGGUGAGGACUCAGUCGUGGUACGACAAUCAUGUGCUGAAGGACUCAAAGGACUUUGUCUCGCAGUACCUCGAGGCCUGGGAGAAGGCCGCCGAGGAAGUGACUAAGAGCGGCGCUGCCCCUCGGGGCAUGGGCACGGGUAUGGCCGUGGCUGUGGCAGGUGUAGCUGCUGGUGUCAUCGCCGCUGUGUUGCAAGGUAGACAUCGUGACAUUUUACGCGAGACGCGUGGCGAGACGCAAUCUUUGAUAUUACAUACCAAAACAUACCCUACAAAAGCAACCAACCUUCCCCCCCGCCCCCCCUUCCCUCUCUUCCAAUUAACCUACUCACCGCAGUUUGGACAAACACGCACCCCAUUCCCAUCCGCAACCACCCCAUUCGUUGCGGCCUCCCUCUUCCCCCCAGAUAUUGAAACCCCCCUAUCAAUCUCCUUCCCAACCUUGCCAAACCUCUCCCGCCAGAGACUGACCUUCUGCUCCUCCGUCUCCUUCCACGGAUCCCGGUUAAUCCUCUCCGCAUCCACCACCAUACCCCCGACGUCUUCUUUCAGGACGAGUUUUCCCCUAGCUAUAGGUUCGGUCUUUUUGAUUUCUGUCAGCAGACCCCUCGCGCUAGCUGCUGUUUGUUAG